Molecule: messenger RNA, 1018 nt
Organism: Lucilia cuprina (Australian sheep blowfly)
Lineage: Eukaryota; Metazoa; Arthropoda; Insecta; Diptera; Calliphoridae
Product: omega-amidase NIT2
Exons: 4
Coding region: 138-974 (278 amino acids)
Biological process (GO): L-glutamine metabolic process; oxaloacetate metabolic process
Cellular component (GO): mitochondrion
Molecular function (GO): omega-amidase activity
Source: RefSeq, a predicted model, not a curated record
UUUCUGUUUUUGCAAAUCAGAAUUAUUUUCUAUUUUGUUGUUGUAACCUAUCACUUUUUUUGUUAUUUAAUAAGUUUUAUUAUAAUAAAACCAUUAAAGAUAAUAAUAGUAUAAUAACUUCAAACACACACAAAAAAAUGAGCAAAAUCAUGCGUUUAGCACUAUUGCAACUAAAAGGUUCUAAGGACAAAUUAGCAAGUUUAAAUAAUGCUUCUUCUAAGAUACGUGAAGCUGUACAACAGCAUCAACCACGUUUAAUUACCUUGCCCGAAUGUUUUAAUUGUCCUUAUGGCACAAAAUAUUUCCGUGAAUAUGCCGAAACAAUACCAAGCGGUGAAACCUCUCGACAAUUAUCGCAAUUGGCCAAGGAGUUGGGUGUGUAUAUAGUGGGUGGUACUAUACCGGAAAUAGGUGGGAACGAUAAAAUCUACAAUACCUGCACCAUUUGGUCGCCGGAGGGUAAAUUAUUGGCUAAACAUCGUAAAAUGCAUUUAUUCGAUAUUGAUGUCAAGGGUGGCAUACGUUUUAAAGAGUCUGAAACAUUAUCUCCAGGACAGGAGUUUACUAUUAUAGAGGUUGAUGGUCAUAAGAUCGGUAUUGGUAUUUGUUAUGAUAUACGUUUUGAGGAAAUGGCUAAAAUUUAUAGAAAAGCUGGCUGUGAAAUGUUGAUUUAUCCUGCUGCAUUUAAUAUGACAACCGGACCUUUACAUUGGGAAUUAUUGCAACGUUCUAGAGCUAAUGAUAACCAAUUAUAUGUUGUUACCACUUCACCUGCUCGUGAUGAAACAGCCGAAUAUGUAGCUUAUGGUCACUCCAUGGUAAUUGAUCCUUGGGCUAAGGUUCUUAAGAGUGCCAAGGAAGGAGAAGAAACUGUAAUUGCUGAUAUUGAUUUCUCUGUGGUCGAAAAAGUACGUGAACAAAUUCCCGUAUUCUCCCAAAGACGUGUAGAACUGUAUGAGACUGUUAAGAAAUGAUGUGAAAUAAAUGUAAACGCUUAAAGUUUAUAAACUACUGCAAA